This is a messenger RNA of Tinamus guttatus (white-throated tinamou), 434 nucleotides long. It is a transcript of the gene CCDC126, whose product is annotated as coiled-coil domain containing 126. The record is from RefSeq and is a predicted model, not a curated record. NCBI's taxonomy places the organism in Eukaryota, Metazoa, Chordata, Aves, Tinamiformes, Tinamidae. Gene Ontology annotation, cellular component: membrane.
AUCUCAAAAUAAAGAUACAUCCAAGGCCUUCAUCAGAAAUGUUUUUAACAUUUUCAAGAAAAAGUGCAUCCCAGAAACUGAGUUUAUUUUUGCUAGUUUUUGGAAUCAUUUGGGGUUUGAUGUUGCUACGCUACACAUUCCAGUAUCCCAGGCGCCAAAGCAGCAGCGAGUUGCGUGAACAGAUAUUAGACCUAAGUAAAAGAUACGUCAAAGCACUUGCAGAAGAAAAUAAAAAAAUAAUGAAUGGUGGCAGCGGAGCUUCUAUGGCAGGAUAUGCUGAUCUUAAGAGAACGAUUGCUGUCCUUCUGGACGACAUCCUGCAGCGCCUGGUGAAACUGGAGGGCAAGGUGGAUUACAUGGUGGUGCGCGGGCCCCGCGGGCUGCCGUGCUCCCGUUUGCCACAAGCCGCUUCGUUGCUGAUAAAAGUUAUUUAA